GCCGUGGGCGCGCGCCUCGACGCGCUCGAGUCGUGGCCGCUGCCCGCGCUGCUCGUGCUGCCCUAUAUGUUCUACGUGGGCCUCUUCUUCGUCAACGUGCUCAUCCUCUACUACGCCUUCCUCAUGGAGUACAUCGUCCUCAACGUGGGCAUCGUCUUCCUGCCCGAGGACGUGGAGCAGGCGCUGCUGGAGCUGGGCGCGCUCUCCGAGCCGGGCUCCGUGCUCUACGACACGGACGGCGAGCUCGAGGCGCUCGACGGCUACCUGGAGUAA
Messenger RNA from Tinamus guttatus (white-throated tinamou), 273 nucleotides. It is a transcript of the gene DEXI, whose product is annotated as Dexi homolog. The record is from RefSeq and is a predicted model, not a curated record. NCBI's taxonomy places the organism in Eukaryota, Metazoa, Chordata, Aves, Tinamiformes, Tinamidae.